This is a messenger RNA of Cyphomyrmex costatus, 1419 nucleotides long. RefSeq lists its product as uncharacterized. The record is from RefSeq and is a predicted model, not a curated record. The transcript is spliced from 5 exons. Lineage: Eukaryota; Metazoa; Arthropoda; Insecta; Hymenoptera; Formicidae. Gene Ontology annotation, cellular component: membrane. Bases 1 to 1419 code for a protein of 472 amino acids.
AUGACAAUCGUGACAAAACGAUGGGAGAAUACCACGAAUGACAUAAAUCUCAAUAUAUAUAAACGAUUGAUACCAGUCGAACGUCAAAUAUUCAACUUUAAUAAGAAUGGCGUCAAAAUCGAUUUAAAGAUCGUUCCAUCAGCUAAGAAUGAUUCAAUGAAAAAUAAGAACGAUGAUUACUUUCCGGAGUUUCCCGUAAGGGACAUAGGCAAAUGCAUCAUCAAAUUUUCAUUUGGUUGCAUCAAAGAACGUUUUAUCCGUUUCGUAGAAACAGUAGGUCGCCUCGAUGAAAUCACAUUACUUGGGCAAGAUGUGAAGUUGGUGAAGACCAGAAUAACACGUGGAUCCAAAGCUCGAUCUAUGAAUGACUCGGAAGUCAGUAUCGAGCGCAGCAUAAAUGAUUUCUUCGAUUCCUUUACUCUGCGUAUCACGCUACCUAGAUGGAAUACUAAGCGAGAAAAGAAUCAAAUUGACGUGAUGUUUGACGAGACAGCUGUAGCAGAAGGACGAGGAAAGAAAGGUGGAGGCGGAUGUGGUGGAGGCAAAGGCGGAAAAUGCAAGAUGAUGAUGAUGGGCAUGGUGAUGAUGCUUAAAAUGAAGCUCAUAGGAUUGAUGUCGUUAAAAAGUAUAAUGAUGGGCGGAAUGUCUCUAAUGGUUUCAAUGAUGAUGUUGAUGAGCAAAUUCGGGAAAGGCGGAGGGGGUGGUGGCCCUUGGAAAGGAGGAGGAGACUACAAAGAGAUAGUACUCCUUACAAAAUCUUCGGGCGGUGGCGGACAUAGCGGUAGUUAUGGUGCACCUCCACCAAGUAGUUACGGUGCACCUCCAUCAAGUAGUUAUGGUGCACCUCCAUCAAGUAGUUAUGGUUCACCUUCAGGAGGCGGCGGCGGUUAUGGGGGAGGUGGAUGGGGUCGCAGUUUCCACAAACAGCCAAUGAUGUACGAUAAAGAGACUAAGACAGAAACUGCGAAUGGAUUUAAUCGCAUUCCAAUGACAGGAGAAGUUAUUUCAAAUGUAGGAGGUAUUGAUUACCUGGACUAUCAAGAUUAUCAAGAACCAUCAUCAGUUAUAAACUCAAGUUCUAGAAUUUCUAAUUGGAACACGCCAAGCUAUUCCGCCUUCCACCAAGACGGAGACACCGACGUAAGUACUGGUUCGGCAAAAAAUAAUUUGAAGUCAGAAGCGAUAGUAAAUGCAGGAGGAAGAAGUUUCAUCUUCAACGAGACUCCACCUAUUAAUAUUGUAAAUGUAAUUGAAAAAACUGUUGAUACAACGACAACCACGGAGCAAUCUGUUACUCAUGAAUUCGCCACAAAUACGGUAUAUAUGGAUGAAUGGCAAGCUACAGCUGAAAAAGCAGAUUCUAACGUGCAGCAAAUCGAGUUACGAUCUAAAAAUAUACCUUUGUUACGUAAAAUUUAG